AGCAGGUGUGUCUCACGUACAGAUGCAACGGUAUUGCACACGUCUCUUUUAACACAAAACCAGGAAACAAGGGAAUACAACAGUUCUGUGUCUCUGUUUAUAUCUGUGUCUACACACUGUAAAAUGGCAGAAUCCAAUAUUUCAGUGGCUCGGGAUGAGUUCAGCUGUUCAAUCUGUCUGAAUCUACUGAAGGAUCCAGUGGCCCUCACCUGUGGACACAGUUACUGUAUGAGCUGUAUUACAGGCUGCUGGGAUCAGAAGAGAGUCUACAGCUGUCCUCAGUGCAGACAGACCUUCACUUCAAGACCUGAUUUAGGUAAAAACACCAUGCUGGCUGAAGUGGUGGAGAAACUCAAGAAGACAAAAUUAGAAGUUGCUCGUCCUGUUCAGUGUUACUCUGGACCUGGAGAUGUGGAGUGUGACGUCUGUACUGGGGACAAAAACAAAGCCAUCAAGUCCUGUCUGGUGUGUCUGGAAUCUUACUGUCAGACCCAUUUUGAGCGUCAUGAGGAAUUUCGCUCUGGCAAGAGACACAAAGUGACUGAUGUCAUUGGAGAAUUAAAAAAGAUGAUCUGUCCUCAACAUGAUAAACUGCUGGAGAUUUUCUGUCGUACUGACCAGAGCUGUUUAUGUUAUAUGUGUAUGGUGGAUGAACACAAAAACCACAACACUGUAUCAGCUGCUGCAGAGAGGACUGAGAAACAGAAACACUUGGAAGAGACCCAGAGAAAAUUCCAGCAGAGAAUCCAGGAGAGACAGAAGGAGCUAGAUGAGCUGAGAGAGACUGUAAAGUCUCACAAGCGCUCUGCACAGACAGCAGUGGAGGACAGUGAGAGGAUCUUUACUGAUCUGAUCCGCUGCAUUGAGAGAAGCCGCUCUGAGGUGACACGGAUGAUCAGAGAUCAGGAAAAGGUUGAAGUGAGUCGAGCUGAAGAACAACUGAAGCGACUGGAGCAGGAGAUUGAAGAUCUGAGGAGGAGAGACACUGAGCUGGAGAAGCUUUCACACACAGACGAUCACAUCCAUUUCCUCCAGAGUCUCCAGUCUCUCUCUGUUCCUCCUGGAUCUACAGACUCACCCAGCAUCACUGUCAGUUCUCGUCUCUCUUUUGAUGAUAUUGGUAAAUCUGUGUCUGGUCUAAGAGAGAAACUGGAAUAUUUCUGCAGAGAGGAGAUAAAAAAGAUAUCUGCUGGAGUGAGAUACAUUCAGAUAAUUCCCACUCAUGAAUAUGAGAGCAGGAAGGAGUUCCUACAAUAUUUCCAGCGAUUCACUCUGGACCCAAACACAGCACAUAAACGCUUCUGUCUGUCUGAAGGGAACAGAGUGUUUACUGACACUUAUAUAAGCCAGCCAUAUCCUGAUCAUCCAGAAAGAUUUGAUCAAUACCUUCAGGUGUUGUGUAGAGAGAGUGUGUGUGGACGCUCUUACUGGGAGGUUGGAUGGAGUGGACAUAAUUGGUUGAGUAUAGCAGUGUCAUAUAAGAGUAUUGGCAGGAAGGGAGACUGUGCUGAAAGUAGAAUUGGAGCUAAUAAACAUGCCUGGUCUUUGAUGUGCUUUCCUCACAAAUGUCAGUUCUGUUACAGUAAUGUACCGACUGAACUCCCUGCAGUCCCCUGGCCCUCUAGAAUAGGUGUGUAUGUGGAUCACAGUGCAGGAACUCUGUCCUUCUACAGUGUCUCUGACAAAAUGAGCCUCAUUUAUAGAGUCCACACCACAUUCACUCAGCCUCUCUAUCCUGGGUUCUGGAUAGAUCAAAAAAUAAGUGUGAGACUUCUUGAUCCUUAAUGUAGAUGAUAUCAAGAUUCUAUCAAUAAUGACAUGGUUUGAGUUUCAGAUUAUUAUAAUUGUUGUAAUGGACGACUGGGGAAGAACAUAUGGAUAACUUAGAAUAAUACAUGCAAUGUAUUCCAACUGAUUGUUUAAGGCUGAUCAUGUUAUGUUGUUUACAUCAUUUGUUGAUAUUAAAGACAAAAAGAUAUAAGGGUAAAAAUUUUGCAAUCAUGAACAUGCAUUUUCAGAAGAAACAAAUGUAUUUUGUACUUAAACCACGGAUGACUGCUAAUCAUCAUUAAUUCUUUUUUAUAUGUUCUCCAUUCAACUAUCAGAAAAGAAUUUGAGCAUUUUUAAUGUGAUUGAACACAUUAAAUUAAACAUGAAAUGUUGAAGUAGAAAAACUGAAAUAGUAUUUUCUUGUAAAAUGUACUCAAGCAAUCUUUAUUUUAUUUGCAAUUUGGAAAUAUAUAUAUAUAUAUAUUAAA
Onychostoma macrolepis is the source of this 2258-nucleotide messenger RNA. RefSeq names its product E3 ubiquitin/ISG15 ligase TRIM25-like. The transcript has 6 exons. The record is from RefSeq and is a predicted model, not a curated record. The coding region runs from base 124 to 1785 and encodes 553 amino acids. NCBI's taxonomy places the organism in Eukaryota, Metazoa, Chordata, Actinopteri, Cypriniformes, Cyprinidae. Gene Ontology annotation, molecular function: zinc ion binding; protein binding.